GGCGGUUGCUGCCUUCCGAGUGGGCUUCAUUCGCAAAGUUGGCGUGUAAAGCCUCGCUGAAUGACGUGAUUAAGAGAGAAGCUCUUCAUAAAAUGCGGAAAAAAAGAUUCCUGUAACCAUGGUCUUUGCUGAUAUCAAGCCUUUCUAACCUGGAAAAAGAUUAAGAGGAAGAUGAUGGAAAUGUAUACUAUUGUGGAUGGUGUGGAAUAACAGGUGUUUUAUUAAAGAUGACCAGUGGCAUGUUGGAGAUAGAUGUCUUACACCUUUUCUUGAACUUGAACUUUUGGAUGCUGCUAUAAUGUCUUUUGAAACAAAUCGCAAUGGGAAGUGUUCUGCCACAAUUUCCACUGGGAAAAAUCAGGAAGAGGAAAUACUUACAACCAAACUCUCCCAGAUCAAAACAAAUGAAACUACAAAGAAGAAUUUAAUAUUUGAUAAUGAAGAUUUGGAAAAGCCUUAUUUCCGAGACCGAAGUCUGCCAUCACUGAUGGUUGCCUUCGAGCUGUCCAACAAUGGGGAAGAGAUCCCUUAUACCAUUAAUAGAUACCUACGUGAUUAUCAAAGAGAAGGAGCCCAGUUUUUCCAUGGACAUUAUGUUCGUAAAAGUGGGUGCAUUCUUGGAGAUGACAUGGGGCUUGGGAAAACAAUCCAGGUUAUUUCAUUUCUGGCUGCAGUGCUAAAGAAAAAGGGAACACGUGCAGAUAUUGAAAAUAAUAUGCCUGAUUUUUUGCUACGAACUAUCAGAAAAAAAAUGUCAUCUGUUCCAAAGAAAAUUUUCUUGAUUGUGGCCCCUCUUUCUGUGCUCUAUAAUUGGAAAGAAGAAUUAGAUGUCUGGGGCUACUUCAAGGUUAUAGUUCUGCACGGCAACCGAAAAGAGCAUGAGUUAAAUCGAAUCAAGCAGGGAAAAUGUGAAAUUGUGUUAACAACCUAUGAAGCACUUCGCCUUUACUUGAAUGAACUCAACAGCUUACAGUGGUCAGCUGUCAUUGCAGAUGAAGUACAUAGAAUCAAGAACCCAAAAUCUCAAAUUACCCAGACAAUGAAAGCACUAACAUGUAAAGUUCGGUUGGGUCUUACUGGGACUAUUUUACAGAACAACAUGAAAGAGCUUUGGUGUGUUAUGGACUGGGCUGUUCCUGGGCUGUUGGGUAGUGAAGCACGUUUCAAGACAGAGUUUUCUGAUCCUGUAGAACUUGGCCAGCGGCACACUGCAACUAAAAGAGAGCUAGCCACAGGUCGAAAGGCAACGACAAGGCUAGCUCAAAAAUUAUCGGGCUAUUUCUUAAGGCGUACAAAGGCUCUCAUCAGUGACCAGUUGCCCAAGAAGGAAGACAGAAUGGUAUAUUGUUAUUUGACAGAGUUCCAGAGAAUGGUUUAUAAGACUGUAUUGGAGACAGAAGAUGUGCAGUUAGUUCUGCGGGCACGUGAAGCAUGUAGCUGUAAUAGUGGCCAUAAAAGGAAGAAUUGUUGCUACAAAACAAAUGCUCAUGGUGAAACAAUGAAUGCGUUAUAUUUCAGUUAUUUGACAGUCCUUCGUAAGAUAGCAAAUCAUGCUGCCCUGUUACAAACGGAGAACACUAGCAAACAGCAGGAGGCCUACAUCACAAGGAUCUGCAGCCAUGUUUUUUCCAAGUUUCCUGAUUUUGUGGACCUUAGCAAAAAUGCUGCUUUUGAAACUCUUUCUGAUCCAAAAUAUAGUGGGAAAAUGAAAAUCCUUCAGAAACUUUUAAAUCAUUUCAGAAGAAACAAAGAUAAAGUGCUUCUUUUUUCUUUUUCAACAAAGUUACUUGAUGUUCUGGAACAAUAUUGCAUGGCAUCUGGGCUAGAUUACAGAAGACUCGAUGGCAAUACAAAGGCAGAGGACAGAGUCAAAAUAGUAAAAGAGUUCAACAGCAUGGAAGAAGUUAAUAUUUGCCUGGUUUCUACAAUGGCUGGUGGAUUGGGUCUUAAUUUUGUUGGUGCUAAUAUAGUUAUACUGUUUGAUCCAACAUGGAAUCCAGCUAAUGAUCUUCAAGCCAUUGACAGAGCAUACAGAAUUGGCCAGCGUAGGAAUGUGAAAGUAUUUCGGCUAAUUUCUUUGGGGACUGUGGAAGAGAUGAUGUACUUACGACAGAUUUACAAACAGCAACUGCAUUGUGUAGCGAUUGGAAGUAAAAAUGCCAAGCGAUAUUUCAAGGCGGUUCAAGGAUCCAGAGAGCAUCAAGGAGAACUUUUUGGGAUUCGUAAUCUUUUCAGAUUUCAAGACCAUGGAUCCUGUCUUACAAAAGAGAUUCUAGAGAGAGAAGGCCAAGUAGAAGCUGGUGUCAUGACAGCUGCUACAUGGUUGAAAGAGGGAUCCCAGCCUCAUGAGGAGACAGAGUGUGAUUAUGAAGAUCAAGAUACAAACCCAUUAGAAAAGGAAGGACUUGAGUGUCCCAGUGACUUCAGUGAUGAGGAGCAUGAAGUCCAAGCAAUAAGAAAGAGAAAUUACAAAGCAAAACAUGACAAAGUUGCAGAGGGACAGCUCAGUUUACAGCAGUGUGGAUUUCCUAAACUUCUAGAAAAGAAAACUAGGAUAGCUGAGGAUGGCGGUUGCAUCGAGAUGUCUAUUGAUGAAAAUGCUCAUCACAGAUUUAUGAGAGAGAAAUCCAGAGGAAAGGCCCAGAAUGAUGGUUCUGUGAAAAUUGAAGGCAGGACCAUUUCAGGAUGUAAGAAAACCUUGCUGGCAACAAUGAGUAUGAAAAGACAAGAAAAAUAUGGUGAAAUAGCAAAUAGGGCUUCUCCUGUUUUACCAUGCUUUGAGGAAGAAAAGGAUCAAUUGAAAAACAUGCAUAAUUCAAAUAAAGAUGGAAUAGUUAUGGACAUUGAAGACAGCUCAAGUGAAAAUGAUAUUAUCUUUCCUUCCCAAUUUCCUAAAGGUCAGGAAUCUAUUAAAGUAUUUCAAGAGACAGACAGAACCUGUGAUGUUUUAGCUGCAGAAAAGAUGCAUUUACUUACACCAUUGCCAAAACAUUUGACUUCCGAGGAGAGUGAUGUGAAUGUUCUGCCUUUCAGUAAAAUAAAACCAUUUGAAAACAUCCAAAAGAUAACAGCUAGGAAUGAAGUAAGUGAUGUUAGUGACGAAUCUGAAGAUAUUGAGAUGUCCAUUUCAGGAAAGCAGAAAUUUACCAGCACUAUGAAACAAAAACAAUUCCAGAACAAGGAAAGAAAUAAGUCUUCUACAACUGUUGUUCAUAGAUGCAGUCCAAGUAGGAAAGAAAGCAAUGCUGAUUCUCAAAUUAUAGAGGAAUAUUCAUCAGAAGAAGAACAUUUUCCAGUUAAGAAGGUUAAUGCUAGUACAAAAAAACUAAUGCUAAAGGGUAAUAGGAAUGGAAUUGAAAUGAUGUCCAGGUUCUCACCAUAUCUCAAUUUUCCUUCUAUGACAUUGAGAACACACAGUAAUUCUAGCAGAUGGCAGUCUUCUCUAAGCAAAGAGUCACCCUCAGGCCAAGGACAAAAAAUAGGAUCAUUGGAUGGACUUUUUGAUAAUGUUGCUGAAGUUCCAUAUGUUCAUUCAAACCAACAUGUGGUUGGCCCAAGCAAAGCUGAAAAUAAAAUGAGUCAUUGGGCAGUCCGCGAUGUUUUUGAACUACAACAAUUUUCCCAGCUCCCAGCAAACAUAGCAGUAUGCAGAGCCAAGAGAAGCAGACAGAGUCCUGAAGAUGUUCCAUCAAAGAGAAAAAAUGUGAAACAGGAUCAUUUAACAAGUGAAACCAGCAGGCCUCCUCUCCUUUAUAUUAUACAUCCUGUACACCAGAAACAGAAGAAGGUUCACCGGAUAGGCUCAAUUACGUUCCUGGUUGGAAAGACACCUAGAAAAAUCCGCAGGAAGCAGUUUGAGGAAAUGGCAGAUUUUUUUAAUAAAGCUCCUGUGGAAGAAUUUGCAAAGUACAUCACUCAAACUACAUCAGAAGAAAGGCAGAAAAUGUUGAAAGAAUUUUACAGUGCAAAACAUCCAGAGUUAAAAGAUCUUUUAAAAGUUGAUGUCCCAGCUUCUGUUUCAGAAGGAAACAAGGAAGAUGGCAAGUGUAAAACCAAGUUCAGGAAAAAACCCUCCAUUUCUAACCACGUGCAAUUGAAGUCUGAUCUUCCUAUAGAUCUCGGUGUUCCAGGUAGAUCUGAUGCUGAAGAAAAACAAUUUGUGUAUAAGCUUUCUGUACAGGCUCCUGGGAGUCAAAAUGGGGAAGACAAACAAUUGCCAGCUGAUAUUCUGGAAGACAACAUUAAUGGGAGAAACAGUCAGGCAUCCAAAGACUUCAUGGCAUCUGAGUCACUAACUGGUAAAUCAAGAAUAAUUGAGAGACUGUCUGCAAGUAGUUCUAAAGGACAGCUGAAUUUGAAGGGAACACUGUCGCCCAAAAAACUUCUUAUGUCUGACUCAGAAAGCAGUCAGGCUGAAAUGUGCCAGAAAAAUGCUGUUGCAGACUUGCUAGGAGACACCUCUAUUUUAAAUGACCUCUUCACAAGUAAUGAAAAUAGUCCAGCCGAGAUACCCAGGAGGCCUCUUAAUGGGCCUGCCGAAAAAGCAGCAACUCGACCAAAAGAUUUCUGGGACAUGCUGAAUGAAGAGAAUGAGGAGUGUCUCCAAAGACUCACAGAUGUGACAGCCAUAGAGAAACUGUGUGAAAGACCGUCUUUCACUUCUUUGUUCAAAGAGAAAGAAGAAAGUGAGAAAUCACUUUGGAAGGAAAAUGACAAUUUCUUAUGGAAAAUAGAUAAGAAAUCUGACACAGAUGAUGAAUCUUUUUCUGGUACUUAAUGUGGAAUUUAAAUAUUGAGGGAGAAAAAAGAUAAAAAUGUUCACAGAUAUCCUUGAGUUACAUUUUAUUCCCAGAACUGGCUUGAUACAUUUAAUUAAUUUAAGUUAAUUAAACAACUUAAUGCAUUUCAAGCUUUUUAAAAGGCUUUUUCAAGAAUACCUUCCUUUCAGAAGUCUUACAAAGAAAAUGCAUGUAUUUAUUUUUCAGCCAUAUUCUAUCUGUUUUAAGGAAGUUGCAAGAAAGAAAAAGACAAGCCUUUAAAAAGAAGUGAAGAAAAUUCAGAGACAUCGAGUGAGGGUUCUUCCCUAUUUUCUGUUUAUUUCAGUGGGAACUGGAACAAAUAGUUUUGAAAAGCUGAACAGCCUUUCUG
Molecule: messenger RNA, 5148 nt
Organism: Notechis scutatus (mainland tiger snake)
Lineage: Eukaryota; Metazoa; Chordata; Lepidosauria; Squamata; Elapidae
Gene: ERCC6L2
Product: ERCC excision repair 6 like 2
Molecular function (GO): ATP binding
Source: RefSeq, a predicted model, not a curated record